UGCCGUGCCGUGCCGGCGGUCGUAGUAGUCUCGUAACGGGACCCACGCACGCACUGAGACGAUCUUUCGGCCAGCACGGUGUGUCUGUGUGUGUUUGCGCGCGCGCUCCGGUGUCUACGCCGGUCGUAACACGCGCGACCCGUCGGCCACUUACGGGGUAGACUCACUUUCGGUUUCGUCCUGUGCUAACAUAUAACAGGGGACCGACCGACCAAGUGUGGACAGCGUCUGUGUCGCUAGUCUUCCCAUCCAGUUCAAAGCCAUCCCGAGCUCCCGAUCUUCCCCGAGAAACCUCUUGCGAUGCAACUGCGGCCGGCAUCGCGCGACCUGACCUGCAGACACGAAGUGCCGCAGUUCGUGGUUGUCACCGUUGCCGUCGUCUGAAUUCGUCGAGGGUCCUCGUUUUCCUGUUUUUUUUUUUCUUUUUCGGUGCGUCCGCGCGCUCACCGGGCGUGUGUGUGCGCGCCAGCGCCGGUUAUUUGGAUUGUCACGACGACGACGCGGUCGCCGAUCGUCAGAUGACGCCUGAAGGACAGCGCUGCCGCGAUGCUACGAGCCCGGGCCCCGAGCGCAGUGGAUACGAGCCCCCGCGUCGACCGACGGCCAGGAAACCCAAGGGUGUUCGAUGGCGAUUAGCAGAAACGAGCGGCGCCACUCCUAUUCUUCCAGUCCUAGUAUUCACAUUUUCAGUCAUUUCACUCGCCAAAGGUCUGAAGAUCAGCCCAAAGUCAUGCGAGAACGCCAUCAGCGAACGGGGUACGUGCAUGUUCGUGUGGGAGUGCAUCAAACUGGACGGAAAGCACCUGGGUACGUGCACGGACGGCUUCCUAUACGGUUCCUGCUGCCAGUACGAUGACAGCGAGAACAGCGUCGCGGGGGGCCUGGCGCCCGAGCCGCCUACUUCGUCCACGACGACGUCCACAGCACCACCACCAUCGUCACCGCCGCAGCCGCAGAAGCAGCGCCCCAAGCCGCCGCCGCCGCACGCCAAACCGCCACCAGGCAAGCCCGGCGCGACCACGAGCUUAUACAGCAUCUCUGUUCCCGGCUAUCCGCAGAGAAAUUUUACGCUUAUCUAUCUGACGCCCACUUCGCCCACGCCUACCACGACCAAGAGGCCCUCGACGACCAGGAGAACGUACAGGCCUUCGGCUAGGCCGAGCACGACGUCCCCGUCGUCUACGCGGAGACCGGUGAUGACGAGCACGACGACACAAGCGCCCAGCAGCACUCCGACGGUGGCCAGCGUAGUGGUCACGGCGACCCGGUGGCCGCCGACGUUCCGGCCUCCUGGCAUCACCACCUUCUGGUCGCUGUUCAGGCCGCGGCCGACCCUGGUGCCCAUCAUCACGUUUCGACCGAGCCGCCGGCCGCCGACAAGGCCUCCGACGACCACUCGGAGGACUACGACGAAAACGAGCACGACGACUACGACGACGACCAAGAGACCAGGCCGGCCUCCGGGUCCGCAGCGGCCGCAGCGGCCGCAACACGGCACGCACGGCCGGCCGACGACGACGACUCGCAGGCCACCCGCUACGCCAGCGGCGCACACUGGCAGCGCGUCGACGCCUGUGGGUUCCAAGAGACCGGUGCCACCGAGCCAGCUGCUGAACAAGAGGCCCAAAGGCGAGUGUGGGAUUCCGUCCAUCGUGCCGCAAACCAAGGUCGUUGGAGGAAAGAGCGCGGCAUUCGGAGCAUGGCCAUGGCAGGUUUCUGUACGAAGGACGUCUUUCUUUGGAUUUUCAAGCACUCAUCGAUGUGGAGGCGCCAUCCUGAACAAGUACUGGAUCGCCACGGCUGGGCAUUGCGUGGAUGACCUGCUGCUGAGCCAGAUCCGGAUCCGUGUGGGCGAAUACGACUUCUCGAGCGUGCUCGAGCCAUACCCGUACGCCGAACGCAGCGCGAAGAAGAAGGUGGUGCACCCUAAGUACAACUUCUUCACCUACGAGAACGACCUGGCGCUGGUCAAGGUGGACGAGCCCUUCGAGUUCAUGCCUCACAUCGCGCCCAUCUGCCUGCCACCUGACGACGAGUCCGGUGACCUGAUUGGCCGAAACGCCACCGUAACGGGAUGGGGACGCCUGAGCGAAGGUGGAGUACUGCCGUCCGUGCUACAAGAGGUCAAGGUGCCCAUUGUGAGCAACGAAAAGUGCAAGAACAUGUUCCUGGCAGCUGGAAGGCACGAAUACAUACCCAACAUCUUCAUGUGCGCUGGCUUCGAGGAAGGCGGCAGGGACUCUUGCCAGGCGAACUCCGGAGGUCCACUCCAGAUACAAGCCAAGGAUGGUCGAUGGUUUCUGGCAGGCAUCAUAUCGUGGGGUAUUGGAUGCGCCGAGCCCAACCUGCCUGGCGUCUGCACCCGGAUAUCGCGGUUCAAGGACUGGAUCAUCAAGAGCACCACUUGACCCAGCCCAACACGCAGUCGUGGUCAUCUCGCAGUCUCACUGCAUCACCCAUCGCCUUCCACGUGGAAGCGACUGCUUUGUCGCGCACCGUGGGACAAGGUCUGACAUCAUCCCCGAUCUGCAGCGCGUUGAAUGGACAAGUUUACGUUGUGCAGAGACACGCGCUCUUCUAGUUUGUUCCACGUCACCCAAGAGGCGUUGUUGACCAGACCGUCCUAUACAAGUCAGAACGCAAUGCACCGCGUGCCUUGUUUUUUGUGUCGUUACAUUACGCAGAUCACUUGCGAUGACUUUAGUGAAUGGCUCUGUGAAGUGUGUGGCAGCGUGUGCGAUGCUGCGGAGAAAAACUGCUUCGCUUUUGUAUUAAUUUUGCAAAACACACUUGUCCAUGUGCUGUGACAUGCAGAGCUAUUCCACGAUGACGCUCCAAGCCUCACCCAUGCUGUCGGAUACGCACAAAGCUGUAAGUAAUACGCUCGCGAAUUGUCUUGUAAAGUUAAGCAACAAACAGCAUAAGUACUGAACCUAAUAUAAUAAAGCAAGUAUGC
This is a messenger RNA of Dermacentor silvarum, 2956 nucleotides long. RefSeq names its product serine proteinase stubble. Gene Ontology annotation, biological process: proteolysis. Gene Ontology annotation, molecular function: serine-type endopeptidase activity. The record is from RefSeq and is a predicted model, not a curated record. Bases 519 to 2408 code for a protein of 629 amino acids. Lineage: Eukaryota; Metazoa; Arthropoda; Arachnida; Ixodida; Ixodidae. The transcript has 8 exons.